AUGUUUCUAAUAAUCCGAAAAUCUCCAAAACAACUUGGAUCAUACAAAUAUUUGAUGAUUUAUAUGUCAUGUUUUGAAAGUAUCUAUUCAAUUAUUGAUUUUAUUGUUUCUCCGAUCAUGUUUUCUUAUGAAUCUAUAAUGGUUGUUAUGAUCUACAAGAACAAUUCUAUAUUUUUUUCUGAUUGGGUUUUAUUGAUCCUGAAUGGUGUUUAUUGUGCAUUUUUCGGAGCAUCAAUGGGAAUGUUUGGGAUACAAUUUAUAUAUCGAUAUUUUGUUUCGACUGGUUCAAAACAUUUGAAGACUUUCAAUGGGUUUCGAAUAUUUUUUUGGAUUUUGAUUCCUAUUUUUGUUGGAAGUAUCUGGGGAUCAAUUUGUUAUUUUAUCCUGUCUCCUUCAGAUGAAAUUAAUCAAAGAAUAAAUAAUCAAUUAAUGUUAACUUUUGGGUGGGAAAUUCAAGAAAUUACGUAUGUCGGUGCUUAUUUUUAUCAAUUACAACCUGAUGGAUCAUAUAAAAUUGGGUGGAAUUCAGUUAUUGGUGUUACAAUAGCAUGGAUUAUUAUAUUGUCAUCGCUUUGUGUGAUUUUUUAUUUUGGUAUCAAAUGUUAUUUGAAUCUCCGUCAAGUAAUGCGCAUAAAACAACAGCAAAAUAAUUCUUCAAGAAAUUUCAAAAACCUUCAAUCACAAUUAUUCAAUGCUUUAGUCACCCAAACUACAAUUCCAGUUAUUUUGAUGCAUUUUCCACUUUCUACAGUAAUUCUUUUUACAUUUCUCGAUAAGGAUUUGGGAACAUUGAGUGGUGUUUCAUCAAUUACAAUUGCAUUAUUUCCAGCUUUGGAUCCACUUCCAUCUAUGUUUAUAAUUCAAAAUUAUCGGAAAUUUAUUUUUGGAUUUUUCAAAAUCACAAAAGUUAAAAGUAUUAAAAUCCCAUUGAAUUAA
Molecule: messenger RNA, 936 nt
Organism: Caenorhabditis angaria
Lineage: Eukaryota; Metazoa; Nematoda; Chromadorea; Rhabditida; Rhabditidae
Source: the annotation of a GenBank genome assembly